AUGGGCAACUUCACCGAGCCCUGGGAGUGGGAGUGGGACUCUGAAUACUACAGGAAAUGGUUGGUGGACAAUGUGCUCAACGGCUUGGCGACGGCCUUAGGGCUGCUGGCCAACGGUUUCCUGCUGGGGUUGCUCAGCAGGGCGCCGCCCCUGCGCACCGUGUCCAACAUGUUCCUGCUGCAGCGGGCAGUGGCCGACGUGCUGGUCUUGAUGGUGGUUCCGUUCAUCAUUUACGCCAAUAUCUGGAUCCACCAUGAUGGCGAAGAGUUCUCCCCGCCCUUGUGCACGGCUCUCAGCAUCGUCAUGCACGGGGCCAUAAUGGCCAGUCACAUGUUCCUCAUGCUGUUCACCGUGGACAGUUACCUGGCGUCGCGCCCACAGAGGCACACACUCGCCCGGCGACGCAAACUGCUGCGGGUGACGUCCGCGGCGGCCUGGCUCCUGGCGGCAGUCUACGGGGUUGCCGCCUUCUUCAUCUACAAACGUUACAUGCACGGUCAUUGUUUCUUCCAUAAAGCCCUUCAAGUGCAUGACUUAGUGUUCCGCCUGGGCGUGCCGUUGCUGGUGGUGUGGGUGUUCGUUGUCUUGGCGCGCUGCCGAUGCACCGCAGAGGCCGCGUCCCAGGCCAAGCCGGAGGGGGGCGAGGGGGCUCCCAGCCGGCUACUGCAGCUGGGCCUCGCCGCCUCCUUCACCGUGAUUCGCGCCCUCUUCUGGCUCGGCGUUUUUCGAACCUACGAAUUCAUCUUUGUAGCUUCAAUGAUCCACGUCAUUGCGUUCACGGUUCCCUACCUCGAAAAAGUUGUCAACCCCAUCCUGGUCAUAUGUCUGUCGGAGGGACUUCGACAGUCGGUGGCUGGGAGGCUGCCGGUCCGCCGCUCCGCCUCACUGCCGCUGCAGGAGCUGUGA
Molecule: messenger RNA, 906 nt
Organism: Eriocheir sinensis (Chinese mitten crab)
Lineage: Eukaryota; Metazoa; Arthropoda; Malacostraca; Decapoda; Varunidae
Product: neuropeptides B/W receptor type 1-like
Exons: 1
Coding region: 1-906 (301 amino acids)
Biological process (GO): neuropeptide signaling pathway
Cellular component (GO): membrane; neuron projection
Molecular function (GO): G protein-coupled receptor activity; neuropeptide binding
Source: RefSeq, a predicted model, not a curated record